This is a messenger RNA of Oncorhynchus gorbuscha (pink salmon), 468 nucleotides long. Its product is annotated as gamma-tubulin complex component 4-like. The transcript is spliced from 3 exons. Gene Ontology annotation, biological process: microtubule nucleation; cytoplasmic microtubule organization; mitotic cell cycle. The coding region runs from base 46 to 423 and encodes 125 amino acids. Gene Ontology annotation, cellular component: gamma-tubulin complex; equatorial microtubule organizing center; centrosome. Lineage: Eukaryota; Metazoa; Chordata; Actinopteri; Salmoniformes; Salmonidae. The record is from RefSeq and is a predicted model, not a curated record. Gene Ontology annotation, molecular function: gamma-tubulin binding; microtubule minus-end binding.
AAUCAUGUUGUUCUUCUCCAGUUUCAGUUGCUGUUUCCCUCUGUUAUGGUGGUGGUGGAGACAAUAAAGUCCCAGAAGAUCCACGGCUGUCAGAUCCUGGAGACGGUGUACAAGCACAGCUGUGGAGGUCUGCCCCCUGUUCGCAUGGCCCUGGAGAAGAUCCUGGCGGUGUGCCACGGGGUGAUGUACAAGCAGCUGGCGGCGUGGAUGCUGCACGGUUUGCUGCUGGACCAGAGUGAGGAGUUCUAUGUGAAGCAGGGGCCCAGCGCUGGAGGGGCCGCCGCCAACCAGGAGGAGGACGAGGAGGACCUGGGGAUUGGAGGCCUCAGCGGUAAACAGCUGAAAGAACUACAGGACCUGGUGAGAGCCCUUAUGCUAAGAUUCAGGAUCAGCUUAUAUCUUCCUCAAAUCUUAACUGGCUGAUCUAAGGUAAGAGGAAAAACUGAUUCUAGAUCAGCAUCUAUUGUC